GUGCACACUCUUGGGCCAACUGAGAUAAGAUCUUCUAUCGACACUAACUGAACUCGGCAUCGUGAACAAGCCAAAGCCAAAGCCUGCGAGGAAACGGACUGUCCUUGUUCCUUUGGGACGGUCCAUCCCGCCCAAAAAAAAAGCCUCCGGUCAGCGAAAGUCACAGAAAGUUCACCUGCCCCAUGUGGAGUAGUAGUGUCGGGUAAAAGUAGAUGAAGAUAGGCGACGAGCCUUUUAAUUUACUCCUCCAAUGUGUGGUACAACCAGACCCCGUGCGUGGGAUGCUGGUCCGAACACGCUCCGUCCUCGCUGAUCUUUUAAAACUGCUGCGAGCACCGACUGUUAUUUUCUCCUCUUCCAAAGGAACGGAAAACCCCUUGUUCUUCUUGCAAACCAGAUACUCCCGACGUUUGAUACCGGACGCUCAAGCCGGUGGUGGUCGCCAUGGGACAGAACGUCUUCGGAGUGCAGGUCUUCUUCAUCGUCUUUCGUGAAUGUCUCGAGGCAGUCAUUAUCAUCUCCGUGCUGCUGUCCUUCCUGAAACAAUGUCUGGGCCAACCCGAUCAAGACCAGGCGGUCUAUAAACGGCUGGUACGGCAAGUCUGGGUUGGUUCAAUGUUGGGUAUUCUCAUCUGUCUGUGUAUCGGAGGCGCCUUUAUUGGAGUGUUCUACGGUCUCGGACGCGACAUCUGGGCUGCAUCAGAGGAUCUUUGGGAGGGAAUCUUUUAUCUGAUCGCUGCAAUUAUAGUUACAAUUAUGGGUCUGGCUCUGUUGCGUAUCAACAAGACCAAGGAGAAAUGGAAGGUCAAGAUCGCCCAGGCGCUCGUCGCGCAUCGCAAGCACCGCACGGCCACAGGCUGGUUCAGCGAGUUGUCGCGCCGUUAUGUCAUGUUCUUCCUGCCCUUUAUCACCACUCUACGUGAAGGUCUGGAAGCUGUUGUCUUUGUCGGAGGCGUGUCCCUUGGCUUGCCAGCCACGGCGUUCCCUCUGCCAGUCGUCUGCGGUAUUAUUGCAGGCCUUGUGGUCGGACUACUCCUCUACCGUGGUGGUAAUGUCAUGACCAUUCAACUGUUCCUGAUCUUCUCGACUUGCGUGCUCUACCUCAUCGCUGCCGGUAUGUUCUCCAAGUCCGUUUGGAGUCUGCAGUUCAACACCUUUUCGCAAAAGGUGGGCAGUGAUGUUGGAGAGUCCGGCGAUGGUCCGGGCUCGUACGACAUCGCCACUACCGUGUGGCACAUCAACUGCUGCAACCCGGAGAUCGAUAACGGUUGGGACGUCUUCAAUGCCGUGCUGGGCUGGCAGAAUACCGGCACUUACGGCUCUAUCCUCGCGUACAACAUCUAUUGGCUUUUUAUCAUCGUCUGCAUUGGCUGCAUGCUCUACGAAGAACGCACCGGCUCCCUGCCGCUGAAGAAGCAGAUUAUCGACACUAUGCUUAAGGUCCCAGGUCUGCGGACCUACGUCAAGCGUAAACUUGCUGUCUCGCGCGAGGACGCGGAGGACAUCAUCCGCCAGGCACAAAACGAUACCCGAAAUGCGGCUGUCCUGCAGGUAGAGCAGCCGAAGUGAGCAUUGAGAAUAGUCAGUUGAAGUUCAUAUUUGAGGAUAGGGACGAGAGUGGAUGAUAAUAGGAUGAUGAGUUAUGGUCCAUCGCCUUUUUUUACGUAUAAAUGAAAAGCAUGAAUGAAAUAUUUGCACACGAAAAUAGUUAUUACUCCCUAUACCAAU
Messenger RNA from Paecilomyces variotii, 1728 nucleotides. Its product is annotated as iron permease FTR1/Fip1/EfeU. Lineage: Eukaryota; Fungi; Ascomycota; Eurotiomycetes; Eurotiales; Thermoascaceae. The record is from RefSeq and is a predicted model, not a curated record. The transcript is spliced from 2 exons. Gene Ontology annotation, molecular function: ferrous iron transmembrane transporter activity. The coding region runs from base 445 to 1569 and encodes 374 amino acids. Gene Ontology annotation, cellular component: plasma membrane; high-affinity iron permease complex. Gene Ontology annotation, biological process: iron ion transmembrane transport.